AUGGUUUUGAAUCCUGAAGAAGCCAUCUUGGAUGUGGCAGUUUCCAUGUUAGAAGUGGCAGUGGCCAUCUUGGUGGUGGCAGUGGUUACAUGUACAGUGGUAGACAUCUUGGGUGCGGUAAAAUCAUUAAUAGAAGUCUCAUUAUUAGUUGCAUAGAAGAAUAAUAAAUGGAGCCUAUUUCUUCCUCCAGUACAUCACAGUCUAUUAAAUUGUCACCAUCAUCUACCAAUUCUUUGUCUUUUAGGGAGAUGGAGGGAAAGACCCACCCGGCCGGUGUUCCCAGCCGUGUGCCGAGGACCUCGACGGGGAGCGAGACCUCAUGCCCCCUAUACCCUCCUCUGUAUCCUGGCUGCUUUUGUAUACCAGCGACCAGGCUGCUUUAAUUAUAGCGCGCAAGCGGCUAUCAGCUUCUGUUAAGCCGCUCGCGGGAGAUUGUCCGUGGCCCUCCGAGCGUGCCGAGUGCCAAGAGGGCACUGAACCGCCCUCAGAUGUCGCGGCUUUUGCAGCCGCGAUCCCGCCGCUCUGA
This is a messenger RNA of Pelobates cultripes (western spadefoot toad), 526 nucleotides long. The record is from the annotation of a GenBank genome assembly. Lineage: Eukaryota; Metazoa; Chordata; Amphibia; Anura; Pelobatidae.